Pseudogymnoascus destructans is the source of this 2265-nucleotide messenger RNA. RefSeq lists its product as uncharacterized. The record is from RefSeq and is a predicted model, not a curated record. Gene Ontology annotation, cellular component: cytoplasm. The transcript has 3 exons. Bases 298 to 2004 code for a protein of 568 amino acids. NCBI's taxonomy places the organism in Eukaryota, Fungi, Ascomycota, Leotiomycetes, Thelebolales, Thelebolaceae. Gene Ontology annotation, molecular function: guanyl-nucleotide exchange factor activity.
AUUUCAUUAUUGCGCGCGCGAGGCUAUAAACAUCGAGGGCUUCUUUGUUGUGAGCCGGCGUACUGGAAUUUUUUUCAACAACCUCUUUGAGCGGAUUCAUACUCUUUCCCAUUGCACACUGCAAUAUCCACUUCCGCUCUUCAUAAUUCGCUAUUUACCUUUAUUUCACCCUUGUGUUAACUCCUUUUCUGUUCGCCGCACGCGUCGCAAUUUCUGGCGCUUUCGAGAAUCGCACCUCGGAUCUAUUCAACUACAUACAUCAGAACAAUCCAUUGACUCUUUAGUCCUGGCACCAGGAUGGCACCAAAGCGCAAAGCAGCUGCGCUGGUCGGUGAAGAGACCGCUUCGAAGAAGACCAGGGCUACUCCCGCAGCCCGCAAGAUCGCCGUGCCGAAGGCGGCCGAAUUGAAGAAGGCGACUGUCGCCAAGAAGGCCGCCGUCGAGAAGAAGCCCGUCAAGAAGGCGGUUGCGGAGAAAAAGACCGAGGCUGCCAAGCCAAAGAAGGCGGCUGCCAAAUCAAAGAAAGCCGAGCCCAAGAAGGUCGAGGAAGAGGAGUCAUCUGAAGAAGAAGAGGCCUCCGAGGAUGAAGCUGCUGCUGAGCCCAAGGUUGCUCCAAAGGCCAAAAGGGCACCAAAGCCAAAGGCGGCCCCAAAGCCAGCUCCAGCGCCAGCACCAAAGGUCGUCAAGUUCGGCCCUACCAUCAACAAGGCUCCCACUCAGAAAUUGGAUGUUUACGUCUUCGGUGAAGGCACUUCUGGCGAGCUUGGCCUUGGCAACAAAACAAUCGACAACAAGAAGCCGAUUGAUGUCAAGCGUCCCCGUCUCAAUGAGAACCUGUCCGCCUCGAAGGUCGGCGUCGUUCAGAUUUCGGUUGGAGGCAUGCACUGCGCUGCCUUGACCCACGACAACAAGAUCCUCACUUGGGGUGUCAAUGACCAGGGUGCACUGGGCCGCGACACGAAGUGGGAAGGCGGUCUCAAGGACAUGGACGAUGGAAUCGAUAGCGGCUCAGAGUCUGACGACGAGGAUGCCAUGAACCCACGCGAAAGCACACCUGCAGCCGUUGACCCCAAGCAUUUCCCAGAGGGCAUCGUGUUCACUCAAGUUUGCGCAAGUGAUAGCGCUACGUUCGUCGUGACUGCCGAUGGCUCUGUCUGGGGAUGGGGCACGUUUAGAAGCAACGACGGCAUUCUCGGGUUCACUCCAGAGAUCAUGGUGCAAAACACCCCGAUGAAGAUCCCGGAGCUGAAGAAGAUCACCACCCUGUCCGCCGGCGCCAACCACAUCCUUGCUCUCGAUGCCAAGAACAACGUUUGGGCCUGGGGCAGUGGCCAGCAGAACCAGCUUGGUCGCAGAGUCGUGGAGCGCACACGUACCGGUGGCCUCAUUCCCCGUGAAUUCGGCCUUCCUCGUGGCAGGAUUGAACAGGUUGCUACCGGCGCAUACCACAGCUUCGCCGUCAGCAAGGAUGGCCGCGUCUGGGCUUGGGGCCUCAACAACUUUGGCGAGUGUGGCAUUGUCGAGGGUGCUGGUGAGGACAAUGCAGUGAUCCCGAAACCAACCGUCGUCACUGAGCUCAAGCCCUACAACAUCAAGGAGAUCACUGGCGGAGGUCACCACUCAAUUGCUUGCACCGAUAAGGGCGAGCUUCUCGCAUGGGGCCGUUCCGAUGGAGGUCAGCUUGGUGUUGAUAUCUCCAAGGUCCCCAAAGAGCACAUCACCUUUGAUGAGCGCGAGAACCCUCGCAUGGUUACAGUUCCAGUUGUCGUUCCAGGUAUCAAGGCUGCUACUGUUGCUGCUGGCGGUGACAACUCUUUCGCUGUCGACACUGAGGGCAAGGCUUACAGCUGGGGCUUCAGUGCCAAUUACCAGACUGGUCAGGGAAGCGAUGAUGAUGUGGAUAUCGCAACUCACAUCGACAACACUGCUGUUCGCGGCAAGAAGCUGAACUUCGCUGGUGCUGGUGGACAGUUCUCGAUCCUCACUGCGCCGGCUGAUAUAUAAGCUGCGCAUACUAAAUACACGCACAUUUUCGACUUCGUCAUUUUACUCUGGAAUCAUUCUUCGUCGCUUGGGUGCCUCUACUCACUCUUCGUUGAUUGGGUAUCUCUGUCACCCAUACUACUCUUCGGACUCCAAUUUUAAUAUUGCAUGCAUGUUUGGCGUUUCCCAGGAUGUAACUGGUGUGUGCCAUAAAUAGGAGGGUACAUUUGCUGGUUUUCGAGGUGAAAGGGUCACAGAUCAGAGUAUAGUUGUCUUUAGGUG